Messenger RNA from Panicum hallii, 2838 nucleotides. Its product is annotated as pre-mRNA-processing factor 39. The record is from RefSeq and is a predicted model, not a curated record. The transcript is spliced from 14 exons. Gene Ontology annotation, cellular component: commitment complex; U1 snRNP; U2-type prespliceosome. The coding region runs from base 194 to 2461 and encodes 755 amino acids. Gene Ontology annotation, molecular function: protein binding. Lineage: Eukaryota; Viridiplantae; Streptophyta; Magnoliopsida; Poales; Poaceae. Gene Ontology annotation, biological process: mRNA 5'-splice site recognition; RNA processing.
GACGCGUCCCCCGAUCCAACCCUAACCCCUCCGUUCAUCCGCUCUCAGCUCUCCGCAUCGCCACUUCGGACGGCAGCGCCGAACCCCCUCCGCCUCUUCGCGGUGGCCCUCCCCGGCUACCGACUCCGCUCAUCGGCGGCUCUCCGGGCUUCGUGCUGGUCGCUCGAGUUACGAAUCCCGCGAUUCGCGCGCAAUGGAGCAAGAUCAGAGCGUUGCUGCCGGUGUUGAUUCCGGUAGCGCGGAGCCUGGUCCCAUGGCUUCCGAUUUCAUGACUGCCAAUCCUGAUGCGAACGCGUACGCUGUCACCGUCGGGAGCGCCGAGGCACCUGAUGCCUCUGCCUACCCGGCCGAGCACGGGGCGUUGAAUGGGACGGCUGGCGAAAUGGCUAAUUACCAAGGAGCUACAGAGAACGGCGGCGCGGCCACCAACGAGAUGGGCGAACCGGUUCCAGAGCCAUCUUAUGAAGAAGCUGUGCUGUCAGCGGAAGAGGCUAGGUUGUGGAGUGUUGUUACUGCGAAUUCCUUAGAUUUCUAUGCUUGGACUGCACUUAUUGAUGAAACAGAGAAAAAUGCUGAGAGCAAUAUUUUGAAGAUACGGAAAGUGUACGAUGCAUUUCUCGCGGAGUUCCCUCUUUGCUUUGGUUAUUGGAAGAAAUAUGCAGAUCAUGAAGGUAGACUUGACGGCGUCAGCAAAGUCAUAGAGGUUUAUGAACGAGCAAUUCUUGCAGUUACUUAUUCAGUGGACAUUUGGUAUAACUACUGUCAGUUUGCAAUUUCAACAUAUGAUGACCCAGAUAUCAUCCGAAGACUGUUUGAAAGAGGUUUGGCUUACGUUGGAACAGAUUAUCGAUCUAAUAUUUUGUGGGAUGAGUAUAUUAAGUACGAAGAAUCACUGCAGGCAUGGAGUCAUCUAGCUGUGAUAUAUACAAGAAUAUUAGAGCAUCCCAUACAACAGCUUGAUCGGUACUUUAAUUGCCUCAAGGAAUUGGCUUCAACACGGGAUCUUUCAGAGAUACUGACUGCAGAGGAAGCUUCUGUGUAUGGUGUUGCUUCUGAGAACAGUAAUCAAGCUCUUGAUGGUGAGGCACAUUCUGAUGAUCCUGAUAAAUCCAGCAAACCUGAAGCAGAGAACCUUGCAAAGUAUAUCUCCAUGAGAGAAGAGAUGUACAAGAAGGCUAAAGAGUAUGAAUCUAAGAUUAUUGGUUUUGAGCUAGCUAUUAGAAGACCAUAUUUUCACGUCAAGCCUCUUGACAAUCCAGAGCUUGAAAAUUGGCAUAGCUACCUUGAUUUUGUCGAGAAGGAAGAAGACAUUAAUAAGGUUAUCAAAUUGUACGAAAGAUGUGUUAUUGCGUGUGCUAGUUAUUCCGAAUUCUGGAUCCGCUAUGUGCAAUGUAUGGAGGAUAAAGGUAGCCUAGAACUAGCAAACAAUGCCCUGGCUCGUGCCACUCAUGUUUUUGUGAAGAAGCAGCCAGAGAUCCAUCUGUUUAGUGCAUGCUUUAAGGAGCUUAAUGGAGAUGUUUCUGGAGCACGUGCAGAAUAUCAACAUCUUUACUCAGUACUAUGUCCUGGCUUUCUAGAGGCCAUUGUGAAGCAUUCUAAUAUGGAGCACCGACUGGGUGAUAAAGAAUCAGCUUGUUCAGUUUAUGAGAAGGCCAUUGCUGCUGAAAGGGAAAAGGAGCAAAGCCAGCUCUUGCCAACAUUGCUUAUUCAGUACUCACGCUUCUUAUUUUUGGCCAUCCGAGACUUGGAAAAGGCAAGGGAGACCUUAACUACAUUGCAUGAGCAAUUGAACAUAAGGAAACCAGUUCUUGAGGCUGUCAUUCAUCUAGAGUCGAUCUUUCCAUGUGAAAAGCGUAUCGACCUUUUAGAUUCACUUGUGGAGAAGUUUGUUACACAUGAGUCAUCUCACGGAGAGGGGUCAAGUCUAGGCGACAAAGAAGAAAUAUCUUCCAUAUUUUUGGAGUUUUUGGAUCUCUUUGGGGAUGCGAAGUCAAUCAAGAAAGCUUUAACUCGUCACACAACUCUCUUUUCAUGCAAGAGAAGCAUUCUGCCAUCAAAGAAACGGAAAGCAGAUGAUGCUAUUGUGUCAGACAGGGACAAGUUGGCUAAGACUGGUGGCACUCAGCCAGUCACGGGGACUGAUCCUAAUGCUUCCAAUCCUCCAGUUUGGCCAGCGACUUCUGAAGCAUCAGGGCAACAAUGGGGAGCUGCUUAUGCACCUCAGGCUACAUAUCCUGCAUACGGAACUUAUGACUACAGCCAUCAAAUGCCUCAGCCUGCUGCGCAAGCUGCAUAUGGUGCUUACCCUCCAACAUACCCUCCUGCUCAGGGUUACACGCAACAAAGCUACGCACAACCUGCAGCAGUGCCCGCAGCGGCACCAGCACCGGCACCGACAGCAGCUUACCCUCAGCAACCUGCGGCAGCUCCUCAACCCUACUAUGGCACAACCUACUACUGAUCUGUAGAGUGAUCCUGGAUGGUGAUUCAGCGAGCCUGUGAACCUGCCUUCACGCAUGUGGUGUUCUGCAGUCUAAUCUGCAGGUUUGCCUGUGCCAGGCCAAAGGUAUCGCAAGGCCCUUUGUACGGCUAGUUUUCCUGGUGUCAGUGUCGAGGUGUAACUCGCCUUAUCUGGAUGCUAUUUGCGGUAGUGUACCGUGGAUGACCACUUGAGCCCAUCUGAGAUUUGUAUAGGCAGAACAUUAUGUUUGCUAGCAUCUGUCUAGGAAUUUUCAUUUAGCUUAAUGCUUACUGUAGACAUCAUAAUUGGUAAAGCGGUGUUAGCAAUGCUUAUGAUUUGCCAUUUCAUAAUCAACAUAAUUUGUGGUUCGUGGCCCA